GGACUGGUCACUGAACCUGAACGCUGCCGGAAGGGCCUCGUCCUGAGCCAUCUCGCAAAAGCUCAAUCCCCAUUUGCCAGCUGAAAAAGAGAGCGGAGCGCUCCACUCGGCGGCUGCGCUGCUCUUCCGCUGCUCCUGCUCCUGCUCCUGCUGGUGCUGCUUCCUCUUCGCGCGCGGGCGGGGCCUGCCUCGGGCGCCGGGGGCUGGAAUCGCUGUGGUUUGUGUGUUCCAGAACACAUCGGGCGUCGGGCGACUCCUCUGCCCUUCCUCUCUCUCGCUCGCUCCUCCUCCCUGGGUCGAUCUCUCGCUCGCUCUCGCUGUGGCCGCUUGUGGGACUCGCUCGCUCGCGCCUCUUGCGCCUCUCGUCGGCUGAAGAGCUCGUCGGAGGAGGUUGUCGAUGGGGAGUACGGAGAGGGAGUGAGUGAGUGAGUGAGGGAGGAACGGGAGAGGAAGGAAGGCGAGGGAGGGAGGGAGGGAGGAGGAGGAGGAGGGUGGCAGGGGGGGGCGCGGGGCAGGCGCGGGGUUGCCACCGGGUAUUUUAUGGCUGCAGAGCUUUCGAGCAUUUCCCAGAGCAAUCACUGCUCUCGGACAGCAUCCCAGUCCCAGCUGGCGCAGUGGCUCGGGGCGGCCAGGCGAGAGAGGAGACUGCAGUAGGCGGAGAGUGUAUGCGACAGGAGGAUUUGUAGUAACGGCAGCAGCAGCUGCUCCGACAGGGCGAGGGCAGGACGAGCUCGUCGGAUGUUGGACGAGCGAGGGAGUGGGGCAGGGACGGGGCUCGCGUAGGACGAGGAGGAGUUGGCGGUGGAGGUGGAGGUGGAGGUGGAGCAUGCGGACGCAAUGUUGCUCCGAGUGCUGUAGAUGCCGUGCGUCGCGGCUGUAGGGAUUCCUGCGGAUUGGGAGGACUAGACGAGUAUCGCGACCUUCUCUGAGUCGACCGAAGUUUGUGUGCCUGAUGGUCGGGCCGAGGAUUUCGGUUUGAGGAUAGGCAGCUGCUAAUGUAUCCUCGGAAGAUUAGAGGACUUCGUUUCGUGAUUUUGUUCGGACGAGAAUUUGCGAAGCGCUAAGCGGCGGGCGGGCUCUUCAAUAUUUCAGCUGUCGGAAUGGAAGACUCGAAGAUGUCGAGUAACGAGAGACCACGCCGACGCGUGCUAUUUGUUUCGGCGGGGGCGAGUCAUUCUGUUGCACUUUUGACUGGCGAUAGUGUUUGCUCAUGGGGCCGUGGAGAGGACGGGCAACUCGGGCACGGUGACGCAGAUGAACGGCAUCUGCCUACAAUUAUUAGCACGUUGGGAGAAUGUGAAAUUUCAGCUAUUACUUGUGGGGCUGAUCACACUACUGCAUAUGCGGACUCUACUAGAACCGUUUACAGCUGGGGCUGGGGAGACUUUGGAAGACUUGGGCAUGGUAACUCUAGUGAUCUUUUCAUACCCCAUCCCAUCAAGGCGCUAAGAGGGAUUGAAAUCAGCCAGAUUGCCUGUGGAGACAGUCAUUGUUUGGCAAUCACCACACAGGGUGACGUACACAGCUGGGGGCGGAACCAAAAUGGACAACUUGGACUAGGGCAUAAUGAAGACUCCUUGGUACCGAAGAAAGUUGUUGCAUUCGAGGGCAUAGCUGUCAAGAUGUUGGCUGCAGGGGCCGAGCACACCGCAGCCGUGACGGAAAGUGGGAAGCUUUAUGGUUGGGGAUGGGGUCGAUAUGGAAAUCUAGGGCUAGGUGAUCGAAAUGAUCGAUUAGUCCCAGCCGAAGUUGCCGGGGUGAAUAAUGAAAAGUUCACCCUUGUUGCGUGUGGCUGGCGACACACCAUUGCUGUCGCGGAAUCGGGAAAUCUAUACACCUUUGGAUGGAGCAAGUACGGACAGCUAGGACAUGGAGAUUACUUGGACCAUUUAGUUCCUCACCAAGUUGCUGCCUUGAAGAACAAUCCGAUUGUCCAGAUCUCCGGAGGGUGGAGGCACACAGUGGCGUUAGACAGUUCAGGACGUCUUUAUGGAUGGGGUUGGAAUAAGUUCGGGCAAGUAGGAGUUGGUAACACCGAUGACCAAACUAGUCCGCAAUUAGUGAAAAACCUUGCCGAAGAGAAAGUGAAGCAGGUCUCCUGUGGGUGGAGACACACAGUUUGCAUCACUGAGAGGGGAAAUGUGUUUUCAUGGGGACGCGGGACGAGUGGUCAGCUGGGGCAUGGUGAUGCAGUGGACAGAAGUUUACCGAAACGCAUAGAGGCUCUUAGUGCAGAUGGACUUGCUUGCCAAGAACUUGAAAGUUCUAGGACAACAACCUCUACAGGGUCUCAUUGGAUCUCACCGUCGGAAAGAUACGCUGUUGUGCCGGUUGAAACGGUGAGAUCGCUUUCCAGGAAUAUGCACCAAAAUGCAAAUGUUGGAGAUAAUGAAGUACCAUCAUCGGAUGCUAGUGUUCCUGACACAGAUGUUAAACGGCUACGGACGGGCUUUUAAUCAUUGGUAGGCCCCACUCACUGAGCAUAAGGAAACAUGAUGUACCUGUUCACUGUGUACAUGGCUGGGUUAUAUGGAGUGCUCUACUAUUUGCGAUUCCACGGUCAAGAGAUUUUGAAACCAGUUGGUGCCGGGGCUUUUGAGUUGGUGUUGUAUCCCCCGUAAUCUCCAGGAAUGUGCAGUUCUUGCAAGCAGGCUCAAUUCGACACUUUUAUCUAGUCUGGAUGAUAUCAUCACGUUAGCCUUGUCUUCAGAACGUUCUGCCCACUGAACAGUGUAAACUCAUGGUUACUCUACUUCACUCUCUCUUUCUUUUUAUUGCUUAGCUCUCGGAUGUUAUAUAUAAAAUUUCAGUAAUUUUAUCCACUCA
Molecule: messenger RNA, 2826 nt
Organism: Marchantia polymorpha subsp. ruderalis
Lineage: Eukaryota; Viridiplantae; Streptophyta; Marchantiopsida; Marchantiales; Marchantiaceae
Source: the annotation of a GenBank genome assembly